Messenger RNA from Lobosporangium transversale, 1809 nucleotides. RefSeq lists its product as hypothetical. The record is from RefSeq and is a predicted model, not a curated record. The coding region runs from base 1 to 1809 and encodes 602 amino acids. Lineage: Eukaryota; Fungi; Mortierellomycota; Mortierellomycetes; Mortierellales; Mortierellaceae. The transcript has a single exon.
AUGAUGCGUCAUCUAUUGAGCAUCUCAUUUUCAAUCCUCCUUGUUUCAGCUCUGUUCUUCGAAAGCACGUAUCUAGUGCAAGCGAUCCCAACCACUGUCACCGCUGGUGCCGGGGUUGGCACUGGUGCUACAAUUGAUGCUGAACCCGAUCUACAGCUUUUAACCGGAAGGAGUGCAUCCUUACCGACAGUCGGAGCCUUCGAUAUCCCAUAUCCUUUUGCGUCAGGGCCCACUGAUUUCUGCGACGGUACAGCUACUGCUGCUUCUGCUGAGGUUGGCGUAUCCUCGCCCUUUCAGAUGGUUGAUAUUGAAGCCCGACAUCCGAAUCUAGGCCAUCCAUCUACUCACUUAACUGAGCUUCUAGAAAAUGAAGAGUCUGGAGCCGGAACUAUCUCACCUAUCUUAACCACAAUCCAUUCAAGGUCUACCGUUGGCCCUUUGACUCAGCCCAGGCAGCAACAGCAGCCGCAGCAAGAACCCCAGCUAUUUCGGCCGCUUCAGCAGCAUACUGGUGGCGUUCAAUUAGACCAAGACCUAUCCACUGGCGAGGACCAGCAGCAGCGACAACACUCGGUUCCAAACGAGCGCGUCACAGCCGCAGUUACAAAGGAUGAUGGCGAUAACGAAGGUACCACUGGCACCAGUACCAAAGGAGGCCGUUUCCGUGUCACUUGUUCCGAAGAUGGUGCUACCAAAGGGCUUCUGCGAUGUAGCGAUGGUAAAACCUACUAUCCUCUUUUCCCUGUAUCUGAUCGACAGAUGGAUUCUAAGCAAGACUUUGUUUCGCAAUCUGGAAUGUAUCUUCCCUCCCUUGGGACUCCUUAUCGACCCCAUUCUGGUCCUAUCGCAGGUUCGCCUUCUAGCUCCAGCAUUGGCACCAGCCCCAAUACAGAAGGGGGAAUUGGAAGGGCGUCUCCCAGGCAUAAGAAGCGCGCUGCCACUGGGUUCUCUGGAUCAGGCUCUGGAGCCUUUGGCCCGAAUUUCAAUUUCGCUUCUGCGUUUGGUACGGGCGCUGGAGAAAUGCCCUCAUCGUCUCCCUGGCUGCCACCUUGGCCACAGCCACAGCCACAGCCACAGCCACAGCCACAGUCAUCAUCCUUAGCUUCCGGACUAUCUUGGCCACUAUCCACUGCUACAUUUUUGAGUGGGUUAGGUAGUGUUGGAGCCGCUAAUGGUGCUACAAAUACUGGGAUUGGUUUUGAUUUCGGCUCGCCUUGGCCUUCCGGCUCCUAUCAUUUGCUAUCAUCGUCCCCCAGUAGUUCCAAAUUUGAGUUUAAUAGUGUAUUUGGCCAGGAUUUUGAUGGUGACUGGAGCAAGUACGGUAUUCCAAACCAAGCAUCUGAGACUGAUUGGCCAAAAGACUAUAAUGGCCAUGGGCAUGGUGAAGAUUCGGAGAGCAGACGAAGCAAGUACUUCAUCCAACCAGAAUGGAAGGCUGAUGCGAAUGUUGCUGCAGCCAGCCAAGGCGGUGAUUAUUCACAGGCUUGUUACCAUGAUACCAUUAAGACAAAGUCUAAGCGUUCAUAUAACAGUCUUGCUACCUGCAGCUGCGAGAAAUUAGCCAAACGUGAUAUUCCAAUAGGUGAACUAAAGGCAGCAUGGAGACCAGGAGGAAUGGAUGGUAGCAAUAACCCAACACCAGCAACGUUCACUAGACCUAGUGGACUUUUCCCCCCAGCCUCAAGCAGGAACCCCACUGUGAUCCCAAUCCCGGUCGACAUUCACGCCAUUGUCUAUCCUGAUGGUAGGAUGUCCCUGUUGCCGCCUGGGCGAGGCAACAACGAUGCUCCUAAUCCGGUAGGCCCCUAG